Molecule: messenger RNA, 13424 nt
Organism: Cinara cedri
Lineage: Eukaryota; Metazoa; Arthropoda; Insecta; Hemiptera; Aphididae
Source: the annotation of a GenBank genome assembly
AAAUACAUACUAAUACUGACAUACCUCUUUAGUUUUUUUUUAAAGUGGAUAGUAGGUCAUUACUCAGUGUAUCGCGAUAUCGCUGUAAUUAGCAUUAAGCGGUUUUUCUCGAUCAGUUAAAAUUAUUCAAAUAAUACACAAUGAAAAAUAAUUUGUGUAUCUGUCGCAUAUUCGUUUAAAUCAUGUAUGAUUAAAACAAUAAUCAAGUAUUUUCAAGUAACUUGACAUUUACAAAAUUAACAACAAAAUUUUAUCGUAAUUUUUGAACCAAACAUUAAUCAUGUUUAGUAGAUUUAAAUUACACGAAAAAAGGUACCUAUUAUUUUAUGGAUAAAUAAAUUUUUUAUAGAAUAUUAUGGUAUUAUUUAUACAAUUUGGUCAUGAUAUAUUUAUUUAAUUAAUAUUAAUUUUAAAUAGUUUAUCUAAGUACUAAUCAAUUUUAUUCUAAUAUGUGAAAUUCACAAUUUGUUUUCAGCAACCCAGAAAAUUUGAUUGAAAAAAAGAAGAUAGGAAUUGAUACUGAAGAAUUUAAGAACAUAACAUCUAACAUUUUAAAAACGCAGAAUUAUUUUCGGCAGUAAGCUAUAUAUAUAUAUCCAUAAUAUACAACUUAUUUAGUUUUAAAAUGUAUAUGAUUGUUUAUUAUAAAAGAUAUUUCUUAAGUUUAAAAUAAUAUUAUUACAUAACUAACUAUUCAAUUUUGGUUAAAUUUCCUUUUUAAUUAAAAUAUACCUAGUUAUCAUUAUUAGUAUCAUACACAUACUAGGUAUUUAUUAAUAACAUUUUAAACAGUGCCCCUGCCUUAUUAUUAUGUACCUACUAAACAAACAGCAAUUAAUUUUAGAUUACAUAGAUCAUCUAUAUUUAGAUGUAUAACAAAAAUCACCCUAUAGUUUGUAGCCAUUAAUAUAUUUAUUUUUAUCAAUGCUUAAUGUUUUGCUUACUUUACUGUGAUGCAAUAAGCAUAGAAGUAUGUAACAUGUUUAAUUAUUUUACAUUCGUCAUUAAUUGUUCAGUUAUCCUGAACUGAACCACUCAUCAAAGUGUUUCAGUGUUGAAAUCAUGGUUUUCACCCCAAAAAUGUCUUUAUUUUCUGUUAUUUUACCCAAAUGUUUGAUGAAAAAAAAAACCAAUAAAAAUGUAUUUUUAUGUAUACAAACCAAUACAAAUUAAAAAAUAUUACAUAAAUUAUAACAUUAUAAAUAAUUUAUCCUUAGCCCAUAACUUUGGUCAUGUGCUAAUAUUAUUUCCCACUUGAAUUAAAAGUAAUUCAACACUUAAUUCAUCUUUAUUUAUACGCUCACAUAAUGUUUUUUGAACCUAGUGUUUUUUAAAUUAUUUUAAAUAUUUUUUUUGAUUGUCCCAAGCUAUUUAAUGCUAUCUUUUGCUAUCAGCUCCAACCUCAAGUUUAAUUUUUUGAAUUAAAUGAACCUAUAUUGUUGGAUGACUAUGUUCUAUCAAGUGUGUAAAGUGAUUGUUCCAUGAUUGACAUGUAUUAAUAGUUCUGUAUUCAUUAUUUAAAGUUGCUUCAAAGUCAUUUAUGUUAGAAAUAAGGGAUUAGUUUUUUUAAAUUUCAUGUUCAUACAUACCAUCAUUACCAUAUGUAAUGUCAAAGUAAAUUAAUAAUUUAUUUACUUCAGAAAUAUUUGUUUAUUUUAAAAAAUUAAUUUCUUCGUAAACCCGUUAAAGGGGAAGAAAUUCCAGACAAUCAAUUAUUAUACAGAAAUGACUAAAUUUAUCAUCAUUCAAAUAAGCUUUAAUUUGUUUGUAAACCUAACGCCUGAACCAAACACAUUACUAGCUACUAUAAUUACAGCCUUUUCAAAAUUGAUAUGUAAAAAUCUGAGGUUGGGGAACAAAUGUUGUUGUUCACAUUUUUCAAGAAUGGUUUUAAGCAUAAUUUGAAGCUGUCCUAUGCUCUAACAAACAAUAUACAACAGUAAUAAAAAAAUAAUUUUUGGGAACUCUUGUAACAUAUAAUUGUAUAAAUUAAUCAAAACUGAGGUUAAAAUUUGCUAGUUUGCUUCAGUCAAAAUACAAAGUCCUUCAUUCUUAAUUAAUGAAUAUUAUAAUUCGUUCAUAGUUUAAAUCCUAGUUGUCAGAUAGCUAAAUUCGUUUCCCUCCAUUCAAUGACCAAUCACCCAAAAUACAAAUUAAAUAUUAUUAAUAUUUCACAGAAUCAGUGUUUAGAAAGAACACAUUUUUGUUGUGAACAAUAAAAAAUACCAAAAACCGAAAAAAUAUUUCUUAGAUGUGAAUGUGUAGGAUAAAUAAAGUUAUUUCAUUUAUAUCUUUAUACAAAGAUUAUCCAUUGCUAACAAAAAAAAAUUCGAAGAAACAUUUUGAAAUGCCAUAAUUUUUACGAUUUAAAUUGAAAUUUGAUCUUAAAACCCUUAUGAAAAAAAAACUAAAGCGUUAAACUUAAAUAUGUUAAAUUUUCAGGCAAUCCUCUUAAGUCAUAUAAUUUUAAUAACAGAUACCUACCAAAUAAAAAUAUGAAAAUAAAUAAUAAGUUAUUAAAAUUAAAAUUUAAUAUUUGAGAAUAAUUAAUACCUACAUAUAAUAUAAAGUUACACUAUUUUUAAUAUUAUACAAAUAAUUUAUUACAUAUAUUUAACUUCAGUUUACAAAUCCUCUAAGCAAGUAUGUUUAGAACGAUUUAAAUUGCUAUGUUGCUUUUGUAUAACACAUUUAACAGAACUUAAGUUUGUUAUAUUAGUUAAAACUUCAUCCAAAAUUUUACUUACUGCCUCAGCAAAAAUCUGAUUUGAUUAAUUGUUAGUUAACUUAGCACAAUUUUUUAUAUUGUUUAAUUAAUUUUGGAUUAUAAAUAUCUUUCAUUUUAUAUAAUACUGCUUCAUACUUGUAUUUAUUCUUCAUACUACAUUUCCAUCAUACACUAUUUUAUUUAUAGUAUCACCUUUUGUUUUUAAUUUAAAAAUUUCGCUCAUUUUCUUGACUAAAAAAAAUUGUUGGAUUUAAAAACACUAAUGACUUCACAGUAUUUACAAUCAAUGCAGACUGAGCAUUUGACAGAACAACCAAACCAUUUAGGGAAAAUCACUUUUAAAACUAUAGAAAGAUGAGUAAAGUUUAGUCGUGAUAAAUGUAUAAUUUAUAACUGUAAUAAUCUAUAUAAUAUAAUACGGUUAGUUUCCUAAUACUGAAAGAUAAUUAAAGAUUAGGUGACCCAACUUAAUAAAUUCACCUUCCAAAAAAAAAAUUUCACAGACUUUUUACCUGACUUUUGUUUGAAGAUUCUUUUUUUCUAUAUCAUUAUACUAAAAUGUGAAUGUUGCUAUAAAGAUAUACUUCUUGUGAAGUCUAAUUUUGUCCUGUUAAACAAAGGCAUUUUAACGUAUGUGGACAAACUAACUUACUGAUUUUUAUCUCAUGGAAAGUAAAUUCUUUCAAAUUCAAAAUUUCAAAGAAGUUUGGAAAGAUAUCAGUAAAAAAACAUGAAAAUAAAUAUCUAUCAUUAAUUUUUAUUCAAUCAACUCAAUGUAUUUAUUAUUGUAUUCAUAAAUAUUAGUACUAUUAUAAGGAAAUAUUUUUUUUUAUUAAAUAUCUACAUUGAUAUUUUAAUUCUCUGAAAUACCCCUUAUUGAACCCAUAUUGUUAAACUUGUCCCCUAUUUUACAUUAAUGUAUGAUUUUGUUAUUUGGACAAUUAUUUUUACUUACCAUCACUCUACUGUAAAUAUAUUUUUGUAUUAAUUUGUUUAAUUAAUAUAAUAUUUUAAUAAUACUCGUAUGUCAAUAUUUACAGAUCUGAUACACUGUGUGAUGUUAUGUUAUUAGCUGAUGAUGGUGUAAAAAUUCCCGCUCAUAAAGUCAUUUUAGCAUCUGGUAGCCCCGUAUUUUUAUUGAUGUUUAGUAGUAACUUCAAAGAAAAACAUGAAAGUAUUGUUUCCAUUAAAGAUAUAGAUUCUGAUAUCUUGGAAACUAUUGUUAAAUACAUUUAUACGUUAGAAUUGGAUAUAACAGAAAAAAACAUUGAGGUAUUUUGAUUAUUAAAAACGUAUAUAUUUUUUCCUAGAAAAAAUUUUAAUUAUUAUUUUUUUUAAUUAAUUCAAUUAUUAUAGAAAUUUUUAAAAGCGGUUCAUUUCUUUAACUUGGAUGGAUGUGUUGAUAAAUGUUGUGAUUUUAUUGAAAAUGUUAUCAACUUGGAGAAUUGUUUAAAUUUUAUGAAAAUGGCUAAUCUUUUUUCUUACCAAAAACUUUAUAAUUUGAGCUUAUCAUUUAUUCUUGACAAUUUUCCGUAAGUAUAAAAUCAUAAAUAAUUUGUAUUUAUUUAAUUAAACUAUAUGUUUAUAAUUACAGUAAAAUAAAAGAAUCUUCAUUGUACGAAUUGUGUCUUGAACAAGUUCAAACACUCAUAUCCAACAAUUACCUUGUAAUUCAAUCAGAAGAUCAGGUCAAUACAAUUAUUUAAUCAAAUUGAUUUUUUUUUAUUGUUGUCGAAUAUUAGUUACCUAUUAGCUAUUAUCUGUAAAAUAUUUAUAAAUGUUCGAAAUGAAAGAAUCUAAAUUUUAUUUUCUGUUUUUUUGGAAACCAAGUAAGUAUUAUUGAAUCAAAAUUUCUAUUACCACAUAUCUAUGUAAUAAAUUAAAAGUUGUUAUAUUUGUUGUUUAGAGUGUGAUGUAUGAAACAGAAAUAGAAAUAAUGGCGAGAAUUAAGUCUGGAAAUAAAUGCUUCUAUGGUCUUGCUAAAUUACUAGGUUCAUGGUCACUGUCAAUUGACUUGAAAAUACAAUUAUACAUUACUCUAAUACAACCAGUUAUCAUGUAUGGAACUGAGACUUGACCUUUAAGGAAAGUUGAUGAACGAAAACUCUUAGUUUCGGAGAGGAAUAUUUCAUAUUAUGAAAAAAUAUUUGGACCGGUAAAGGAUAUAUCUAGGGGGGAGUGGAGGAUUAGGAAAAAUGCUGAAUUGAAAACACUCUUCUAAAAACCGAAUAUAGUGGAAACAAUAAGUUAUAAUAGAUUACAAUGGGCUGGACAGAACUAAAAUUCUCUUAUACACAGUUCUAGAAGAUCCUACCAGAAAAAUACCACAAGGAAGACUACGUUUGAGAUGAGAGGAGAUAUCGUAAGGAAGGAUAUUGAAGUGUUAGAAGGAGUUCUAAAUUGAAUGAUACAAGCAUCUAAUAGAGUAAACUAGAGGCAAGGUUGUAUGUCUGAAUGGUCCUAAAGGCUGAUUUACCUAAGAAAAAGAAGUAUCAUAACUAGAGAAUCUAUAGAUAUAUUAAUGUCUAAUAUUUAAACACAAUACUUAAAAUAUACACCAUAGAUAAUCUGCCAGACAGAUAUCAAAUUAUUAUAGUUUUUUUUAAAUUUUAAAUUAUCAAAUAAAUAAUGAACAAAAUAUUAUAGGUAAUUUUAUAAUUGGACAUUUUAAAGUUGCUAAUAAAAAUUGUUUAUCAUAUAUUGAGCUCUCUACCCCCUAAUAAAUAAUAAUCUAAAUGCACUUCAAAAUUUGAUUAUCUUAUCUUUAACUUUAAAUAAAUAUAAUAAAUAUUUAAAAAUAUAAAUUUUAAAAAAAUCUACUGAAUUUAAAAAGAAAUAUGACAAUUAAAAAAAAAAAAUCGAUCACCGGUUAGUGAUAAUUGUUAAAAAUUUAUUAACUUAAAUUAAUACAAUUUAUAUAGGUAAACUAUUAACAUUUUAAUUUAGAGUUGUGAUCAUUCAUUUAAAAAAGAAAUACAUUCGUAUUUACAUUCAUCGAACAACCACAUUUAUAAAAAAAAAAAAAAAAAGAUGAAAUAAAAUUGUUUUAAAUACUGUUUUAUCAUGUCAUCAUGUCUAAGUGACUGGCCAGUUUUCAUUUACUAUCUGAGCUAUAUCUUUUAAUAUAAAUUUAAACUGAAUAUAUUUUAUGUAUUGGCAUUAUUACAUUAUUUUAUAGUAAUUUAUUUAUUUAUUUGUUAAUGCCAAACAGCAAUUUUAUGAGACAAACAUGUAUUAGUAGUAGCUACAAUAGGCUAGCAUAUAUACAUAAAUAUUUAUUAAAUAAGUUAAUUUAAAAUAACAAUAGUUUAAACAUAUACAUUUUAUAUUAACAAAUAAUUAGAUAAAUGGCCCAAGGAUUAAUUAUUAUUAUUUACAGCUCUGAACAUACAAUGAUUGUAACCUAUGUCCAUGUCUUGUGUGUUGAUACAUAUAAUUAUGAUAGGUUUCUUGAAGAAUGAGAGGGAAUUCUAAAAGGUAGAGCGACAAGAAAUUCAGGAACAUCCAUCGAACCAUUUAGAAUUUAAAAUAAAAAAUCUAAGCCCGCUUUAUCACGGUGAAAGGCAAGUGUAGAGAUAUUUAGAACCUCUCCUAUGUUUGAAUAAUCGUGAAGUUCGUGGUGAUAAAUAUUCAUUCUGAAGGCAAUACAGUUUAAAAAUGUAUUUUAUGUGUGUUUGAGUUGUAUCUGGUCUUACAAGAUACAGUUGUCAUACUAUUGAUCCAUAUUCAAGUAGAGUAAUAUAAAAGUUACUUAUAUAUAGGUACUAAUAAAUGAUUAUUUAAACAAUAAACCAAUGUUUGGUAUAAAUACAUUAUUACAUUUAAUUUGCAUUCACAUUCAUUUGUAAAAUUAAUGUUCAAUUAUUAUAAUCCACGGUGUAUUAAUUGAAUGUACUUGCGAAUGCAUUCUUUUUCGAACCUGCAAUUUACAUGUUUUCAUUAAUAAUUAAUAGUUUUUUUGUAAAUAUAAAAUAAAUUGUUGAUAACUAAUUUCAGGUUUAUAAUUUUGUUAUUGGCUGGACAAAAUUUGAUGAAAAAAAUCGAAAACAAUUUUUGUGGGAUUUGAUAAAAUUUGUAAGAUUCCCAUACGUUACAAGUGGUUUUUUUACACGCAUUUUUGAUGAACCUUUACUCCUAGAAUAUCAAUUAGGUAAGUUAUUAUGAUGUAUUUAUUUAAUGUAUAUUGAAAAUAUUUUGAAUGGUUACAUAAUUAUAAAAUAACAUAAUUCAAAAUCGUGUUUGAUUAAUUUGUAAUGUAUAAAAAUUAUAUUUUAUUGCAAUUGAGAAUAAUUAAAAAAAUUUUAAUGAUUAACAUCUUUUCUUUUUCAAUUAAUAAGUUUAAUUUUUAAACUAUAUAAAAUGUCUCUCUUUCUUAAUUCUAAAAUAGAAAUACAUUUAAUAUCUACAAAAAUUUAAUUCAAUUAUAAUUUUUUGUUUGAUAUUAUCAUUUGUUUUAUUUUUCAAUAUAAAUGUUCAUAAAAAAAAAUAUCUAAAAACUUAAAUAUAAGAACAUUAUUUGUACAACUACAACAGUUUUUUUGAUAUUUCAAAAAUUAUUUUUAAACCAGAUUAAAUAAUUAUUAAAUUAUGAUAUUUCACUCAAUCAUAUCUCACUGAAAAAUUAGAAUAUCAAAAAAUCAAUGCACUUGCAUAAAUAAUGUUUUUAUCUUUAAGUUCAAUAAUAGAUCAGUUCAUUCUAAUAUUGAAACUAACAGCACUGACUUGUCCUUAAUAAUUAAAUUUAAUCCAAAAUGAUGUCAGCAAUUGUUAAAUCAUUCGUACAGAUUUUUAACACCCUUACAUUUUUAUUUAUACACCCCAAACAAUAUAAAAUAAGUUUUAAAAUUAUGUGUUCUGACAUGACGUCAUAUGGAAACCCGUUUUUUUUAAUAUUUGUUCUAUCAACUCGAAUACCAUGCCAAUACCAAUGGAUUUAUACAGGCUAAUAACCACAAUAUUUUUUUUUUUUUUUUUUUUUAGUAUACAAUCCCAAAAACCUAAUAAAAUUGAUUUAAAAUAUCUUGGAUAUAUCCUACAUUUCCAACUUUUUACCUUAAAUAGUAAACUACCUGUGAGUAUUAUCCUGUUUUUUUACUUAAAUUUACUCAAAUAAGUGGUCAACCCAUAAUAAAAUAAAAAAUAUUUUAACUAAAACUAAGUCAAAUAUCAAAAUUGCUUUUUAUAAAAAAUUAAAGACCAUAUCUUUGUUUCAAAGAUUGCUUAUAUAAUCGAGCCAACUACCACAAUCUGAAAACUAAUUUUACUGUUUGGGUAUGUAUACAAAUGAAACAAUUGUGAUUAGAAAUCUAUACACAUUAUAAAACAAUCACUGACAUAGCUUUUGAGUCCAAUUUCCAGUAUACAGAGCUAAAAGAUAAAACAUGCAGAUGUGGUGUCCUAUUAAGUAAUAUUUUAAAUAUGAAAUUAUGAAAUGUAUAUUAGGUAUGGCAUCAACUAUGGAGACUAUGUUAAAUCAUUUUCGUAGCCCAGAAUAUCCUGAAACCUUUGAAGGAUUAACUGAUGUAUGCAAAAGGAGGAUUCCUAGGCAUUUGAAUAAACCUAACGUUAGUAGUUUUAUAAUAUUUUAUUUUAAACUUUUUAAUAUGAUUUAUAACAUUUUCAGGUGCUUAUAGCUAUUGAUAAUUAUGAUGUAUUCAAAGGUGUUAGUUACCUUAAAACUAAUAUUAAUUAUUCAAACUGGAUUUCUGGUUCUAAAAUAUUUAUACCUCCCAAUCAAUGUUCAAAAAUAGUUUCUUUGGAAAAUGGAAUUAUAUUUUCAAUUGGUGGAGAAUCAAAAUUAUGUACUUCUGUAAUAAGUGAUGUAUAUAUUCUUGAUUUAUCACAGUUUUAUAGAGGAUGGGUAAAUACAACACCUAUGAAUUAUGCUAGAAAGCAUUUUGGUGUUUGCAUACGUGACAACAAAAGUAUAUACGUAGUAAGUAUAGUUUUUGUAAAAAAACUAGAUUAAAUAUUUAAAAAAUAUGUAUUUUUAAUCUUUACAAGGUUGGUGGAGUUGACGAUGAUGGAGACCCACUGUCUUCUAUUGAAGUUUAUGAUAUAGUUAAUAAAACGUGGAAAUUACUUACUACAAUGUUAACACCCCGAAGUCACUGUAGUGCUGUUUACCACAAAAAUAUUCUUUAUGUUGUAAGUUUUUUUCAAAUAUUAUGUGUGUAAAACAUUAUAUAUUCUAAAUAUACAAAUUUUUUUUUAUUUUUAUUACAAAUGGACAAGACCAAAUAAAAAAUUAUAGUAAAUUAUACAAUAGUUACAUAAAUUGCAUAAUAUUGCGAUAAUUAGGCUAAUAGUGCAAAAGUAAAAUCGGUAUUAGCAGAACGAAAGGAACAAAUUAUGGGACAUUUUUUUUUAAAUUGAGGAAAAAUUAUUUUUCAUUUAUUAUAUAUGUAUUUAAAUUAAUGACUGGCAUAGGAAAAGUGGCAUCCCCAUCGCACGGUGCAUCUUAGUAAGUACACUGCAAUAGCCCUACCCUGACCUUAAUUGGUUGGGGUAGUCUGGUUCUCCAGGUUGAGGGUUGAGCGUAGGACUAACAACCUUACCUUGUUAAAAAACACAUUAUUACAAUUCAACCCAAACAGAAAUGAGUGGUAAUAAUGUUGUCACAGUAGAUCAAUACUUAGAAGAACCCUCUUUGGAAGAGAUUAAAAUGAUUGUCAAAAUGUUAAAGAGAAGAAAGACACCUGGAGAAGACUCAAUAAUGCCGGAACUCUUAAAGAAAGGAAGAAAUGCUCUAAUAAUGAAUCUAAAACAGCUGAUAAAUAAAAUAUGGAGAGAGAAAACAAUACCAAAAUCAUGGCAGGUUUCAAUACUGUCCUAAUAUAUAAAAAAGGACUUGUAAUGGACUGCAAAAACUAUAAGGGUAUAUCCCUACGUAACACAUUUUAUGAAGUUCUCUCAGACAUAAUUUUAAAUAGACUAAAAUUGUAUUCUAAAGGAUAAUAGGAGAAUACCAAGUAGGCUUUACAGAUGAAAAAUCCACCAUUAACCAAAUACAUAUUAUCAAACAAAUAAUGGAGAAGAGUCAAGAAUUUGAUAAAGACGUAUACCUGCUACUUGUAGAUUUUAAACAAGCCUAUGACUCAAAGUAAGAAGUACAUUAUGGAAUUUAAUGAUACAACUAGGAAUACCAGUUAAACUCGUUUGGAUAGUGAAAGCAUGUAUGCUAAACUCAAGGUGCAAAGUGAAGUUCAACUCAUCAAUAUUUUACAGUAAAUACAAGAGUGAAACAGGAUGAUGCUCUAUCUCCGAUCUUAUUUAAUAUUACAUUGGAAUCCGUAGUUAGAGAAAUACUGCAAACGACCCACAAGGUUUGAAUAUAGGACAAGGUAAACAGAUAACAUUAGCCGCAUAUGCGGAUGACUUAGUUGUUUUAGCAGGGACAGAGGAUAGUCUAAAGAGAAUAACAAAAUUUCUAAGUGAAAAAGUGAGAAAGAUUGGGCUUAUCAUUAAUGAAAACAAAAUCAUAUUCAUCAUUGUAUCUAGGAGAGAACAUCCACAAAACGCUAUAACAGUAAAAGACAUGUCAUUUAAAUACCAAAAAGUAGAUAUAAACUUGCUGACAGAUAGCCACAAAGAAAUACACAAACAAAUUACAGCUGGCAAUAAAUUCUAUUAUUCACUAGUUAAAUUAUUUAAAUCUAAAGAAUUAUCAAGAACAAAAAUAGGAUUAUAUAAGACCCUCGUUAGGCCAAUUGUACUGUAUGACUGUGGAGCAUGGGCGUCUACCAAAUCUAAUAAAAUCAGAUUAAUGAUCUUCGAAAGGAAAAUCCUGCGAAGAAUAUUUGAACCAAAGAAAAAUGAAGAAGGUACCUAUGAAAUAGGAUCAAACAGAGAACUUAAUACUUUAUUUAAUGAGCCCACUAUAGCUGUCACACACAAAAGCCAGGGAAUAAGAUGGGCGAAACACGUCUAGAGAGCAGAAUACCAACUGAUUUUGACCAUCACGAAAUGAAAACCGAAUAAAAGUCGACCGAGAGAAAGUCCUAGGCAACGAUGAGAGAAUCAAGUCAAGAAUGAUCUCAGGAUGUUGGGAAUUACAAAUGGUGAAGAACUGGCAGAACACAGAGAAGCAUGGAGGGAGAAGCAGCAAUUGGCCUAAAUGGCCUAGAAUAAGCUAAAAAAAAAAAAAAGAAUUAAUGCCUAGCCAGAUUAAAAAUUAAAAAAAAAAACGUGUAUUAACAACGUUUCUUAAAAGUAUUGAACUAAUAGUAUGUAAAAUUUAAAAUAUUUAUCUUAUUAUAUUUUAGUUUAUAUUUAAGACUGUUAGGAGCACACCUUUUAAAACUUAAGUCUAGUUCCGCUUAAGAUACUAAUAUUUUAUUUAUUUGAUUUGUAUUUUAGGUUGGUGGAAGAAAUGAUGAAAGUAAUUUGUUAAUAAUUGAGUGUUUUAACGAAUCAUUAAUGUCCUGGAUAAACUCAAUCUCCCAGUUAAAUGAGGGACAAAUGUACAACAUAGGUCUUACAGUUGAUAAAGAUAUACUUUAUGUAGUUGGUGGUUGUAAUCACAGAUAUCAACGAAAUUUGGUAGCUCUAAAUACCUUAUUCAAAUAUGAUAUUAAUAAGAACAAAGGAUGGUCUCGUAUGACAUUAAUGAAGCACAGACAAAAUUCAAGUUAGUAUAAAAAGAAAACUUACUCAAGACCAAAAAAUUUUAUAAUUUAAUUCCAUAUUUAGGUGCUGUGAUAAUCAAUGACAACAUUUUUAUUGUUGGUGGAAAGGACCCUGACUUGAAACCUAUACCGUACACUGAAAUUUACGAUACAAAACAUUGUUCAUUAAGAGUGCACCUUUCAGAAUUAACAACUCAUGCUUUAAAUGUAAUUGCAUUAAAUGAUCGGUUAAUGGAUAUAUUAGGUAUUUGGAUGAAACAAUGAGUCCUAGGCUGUUAAAAUUGGAUGCAUAUAAUAUAAUUCACUAUCUUUUAACAGUAAAACUUCUUAAAUAUAAUAUUUAUUUACUACUAAUAUUUAAAUUUUUAUUUAUUCAAUUUUUAUAAUUAAACAUUUUAUUGAUUUUAUUUUACUGACUAGAGGGAUAGAGAAGUUAUGUGUGUUUUUUUUUUCUUUUUAACUCUAAGAGCAGAAAAAACCCAAAUAUUUUCUUGCAAAAUCUUUAGUUUAAUUUAACUAAACUAUAAUUUAGAAAUAAAUGCAUUUAUCUUUUUUCCAAAGUUACAUAUUUGUUAAGAUAAAUUUUCUUAGAUUUAAAAAUAAAUCAUUUUUACUUAUUAUUUAUGUGCCAAAUAUUUCUUAAUUAAUUAUCUCUUAGUGUUUCAUAUAAUCAAUUAAUGUUAAUAAUUUAUAACUACUAUACUAUUAUUAUGUUUAUUAUAUUAUAUAAUCAAUAAUUUAUUAAUCUACCUUAUGAGUAUAGUUCAUUGUACAUAAUAAUUGUAUGCAAAAAGCUGUCCUAGGAUAAUGGAGUCGGAUAGCCACUGUUAUAAAGAGUGAUUUUUUUUAUCAUGAACCAGCAAUUAUCUCAGAAAAUUUUUAGUGAAUUAGAUUUCUGUUUUUCCCAAUUUUUAUAGAAUCGUUUAAGCUUUAUUUUAAAACCAUUUUUAAUUUUUACCUCUACUCCAUGAACCCUAAAUAAGUGCAUACUUUUGAUUUUCAAAUAGGACCCCCCCCCCCCUUUUAAACAGAUUUGAAUAGAGAACUUUUGAUAUAUAUAACACUAAUAUCAGAUUGACUGUUUAUGAGUUAUAACAGUUUUAAGUUUAGACCAGAGGAGUAGAGAAGGGUAAUAAAUUGCCUAUCUAUAACUCAAAACUAUAAAAAUCACCUUGUAAAUGAGAAGUUGUUAAGAAAAUUUAAUUUAUAUGUGUACGUAACAAUUAACCAUUGCUAACGAAAAAAUGAUUCUGAAUGAAGUUCGGUUGAUAGUGUUGAUUUUGCAACAAUAUAUAUAUAUAUCAUAUAGUGAAAUAUUAUAUAUUUUCUUUAGUAAUAUUUGUUUAAUAUUAUACCUAUUUUCCCGGUGUUAACCAUUUAUUAAGAAAACUGGAAGAAUCAAAAAAUUAUUAUUAUAAAUUACUCCCCAGUCAGAUUUCCUUUAAGAAAACUGGUACACUUGAAAAUCUGAGCAAAAUUUAAAUCUACCAGCAAUUUUGCUCCAACUUUUAAUGAUAUUAAUUUUUCUAAAAGAAAAUUUCACUUGGGAAGUACUUUGGAGAGGUCAUUUUUCGAUUUUCUCAAGUUUUUCCACCAAAUGUGAUAAACCGGAAUAAAACAUAAAAAAAACAUGGGAAAAUUGGUAAAAUCGGUACAACAUUAACAAAUAUUAUUGAAGAAAAUAUAUAAAGCCUAUUUAAUUAUUUUACCAUAAAACAACAUAAAUAUCCUUGACAAAGCAUCACUAUCAAUCAAACUCCACUCAGAAUCGUUUUAUCGUUGCUUACAUGUAUACAUUAAAUUAUCUACAGUGGCUGCACCAAUCCCUAUUAUCCUAUGAUGUCUUUAUUUAUUAAUUUUUUUUUUAUUGUAACGUGGUAAUAUAUCGCCAUUUAAUUUGUUAUUUUGUCUACAUUAUUUUCGUUGUUACUGUGUAUUAUUAGUAUUAUAUUAUAACUGUUACUUGUAAACCAAACCUAAAAUGUAAUCAAAGAUUUGUGACUGUCGCUUAUAAAUAAACACAUUUAUAGAAGUGUUACCUUUUAGCCCAAAAGUGACUUUUCUCUUUU